ACCAUUCCCACGAUACCCUUGAACUUGUUUAACCCCCACGAACGAACCAUGCCGCCGGGAUUAACACGACUUCAAAUUGAGUAUGGCCCUUAAGGGGAGAGAUGUCAUUAUUGCUGGCAUCGUCUGCUUCUUCGCAUGGGGCUAUGCGACCAGCUGGUUUCCUGCCAUUCGAUGGGCCGGAUAUGCAUUCGUCAGCGGCGCUGUUGUAACCCUCUUGGGAUGUCUUCUCUUGCUACUGACUUCUCGAGGUUCGGUAUAUGGCCAACGAAACAGAUCGUCACGACCCAACGCAGUUACCUUCGCAGGUGCUGAAUCUUGGCACAAAGAAACCAUCGCCCUACGAAUCCGACAAACUUAUAUCAAAGCUCCCCUAUAUGCCGACUCUCCCGCUAUUUCGAACUCCCUCGACGAUUUACUUGAAUUGAUUGUACGAGAUUUCGUCAAGUCAUGGUACUCGCACAUAAGCAAAAACCCCGUAUUCGCAAACCAGGUGGAUAAGGCCAUAAGACAUGCGCUGGGUAGAAUCCGGGAUCGUCUUUUCGAGACGGAUUUAGUAGAGGUGGUAACAAGCAGAAUUGUCCCAAUAUUGACAGCUCAUUUUCGAGAUUUUUAUGAUGCUGAGAGGGCCGUUCGCGGUCGCAAGUUGAAUCGCGAUGUCACAGAAUCUGAAGAGCUGGAUUUGGCUAUCGCCGCAAAGUACAAUGAUGGCAAACUGCACCCUGCGGCCUCCCUUACCUAUUCAGAUACGAAGCUAGUACAGCAAGACCAUCUACGGAAUAUUGUUACUAAGGUCCUACCGAAAGUGCUCCCUGAAAAUCUGCUAGACAGUCGGGCCGUGUUCAGCAUAAUUCGCGAAAUUGUUGCCUGUGCUGUCUUGUUCCCUACCAUACAACUACUAUCAGAACCCGACACCUGGAACCAGGUUAUGGAGAACUAUGGUCGAAGUAUGUUGCAGGAUCGAUCAACGGUCCGUAAACUUCGUGCAGCGUUGGAUGCGCAUGCGUCGCCGACACCAAAGAGCUCUAAACCGGUAGCUUUCCCUCGACUGAGUCCAGGUGAUAGUGAGCGACGGUUUGAAAAGUUCAUACGAACAAUACGUAAACUUAAUAACCUGUCUGAUGCAAGGCGAUUCCGCAGUGAAGUAGCAAGUCAAUUGAAAAGAGACUCUCAGUACUCUGGUCAGGAUCAGAUUUACCUUCGCCGGCUAGAGAUGGGCAAGCGACUUCUAGAUCAAAGAGUUCAACAACUAGCAGCAGGCGGCGACGGGCGACAUAUACCCGUCUCGAGCCAUCCGUCGCCAAUUACGGGUUCUUCAAUGUUGGAGAAGGCAUCCUUAGUCGAGUUACUACGCGAUACGUCUGGUCUUUCUUAUUUCAUGGAAUACAUGGACAGACAAGGCUUGAUGUCCCUGGUACAGUUUUGGUUGGUCGUGGAUGGGUUACGAAAUCCCCUGGAAGAUGACGGGCCCGACGACGAACAUAUGCCUUCGACUUUGAGCCCCUGGGCAGAAUCGGAUCGCACAGACCUCGCCCAGAUCAAUCAAGCGUACCUAUCGAAGCCAGAACUUAAAGUAUCGGCUAGUUCACGAAGAGCUAUUCGUGAAUUUCUAGACGCUGGAAAGGCAGCUACCCCAGCGCAAUAUUACAAGGCACGCCGGGCUGUGCUCCGAACGCAAAGUGCUGUACUCGAAGACAUGCAAUCUAGGUUUCUUGAUGCCUUCAAGAAAUCGGACCUCUUCUACAAGGCUCUGGCAUCGGAAGAAGCCUCAAGGAAUAUCCCUCUAGCUCCACAACCUCAAGCUGGGCCUGCCACAAAUCCGCCGCUUCUUCGCGCAUCUCAGUCUUAUGCAUUAAAGCCCACACCUGUCGCGAAGCUUAACCCAAGAUUAAAUACAUCGAAUGGGCAAGUUAGACGAGGCCUUUCUGCCUCGGAUCUAAAAGUGACUACUGCAAGUACCAGCAAUGGCUCUGAUCCUUUGCUGGGCCACCGACGAUCUCUCGACGAUACGACUGCGUCACCGUUAUUCGAUGACGAUGAUCUGGAUCAUGAUCCGAUGGGAGACUCCAUAUUGAGUCUCGACCAGGAACCCUUAAGACCUGUGCCAGAUACUCAAGUCGUUCAAGCGAUGGAAGAGGCGCUUAAUAAUAUUAUGGAAGAUGACCGACCGCAAACCGCAGAAGAUCUUCGUGAGUCACUUUUUGGACAAGAUGAUGGGGCUUCAAGCCUGUUCUCAGGUCAAGACACUGGUUCGGGUAGGGUUUCGUUAGACCAACAACGUCCAAUACAAUCCGGAAAGGAAGUCGAGAAACCUAGUUUGGCAUCCCUUGGGCUUGUAAGUGCAGCAUCUAGAAUCGGCGUAUUCAUGGAUGAUGACCUCUUCGGAGAUGAAGAUAAGUUCUUGUCGGACGAACGUGAUGACCACAACGAAGAAGUAGAUGGUGACAUCGAGGACGAGGUCCACGAAGCCGCACCAGGUGAUUUAGGUCUUGCGGAGGCCAUUACGGUUCUGACCAAUGAUAUUGACCGACUUGCCGCGCAGGAGGCUGUUAUAGAAUCAUUAACGAAGAAAGCCGAGUUAACCAAUAAUACUGCUGAACUCCGGAUUUUACGAAAGUCUAAAGCAAGUUUGCAAAGAGAACUUCGACGAAAAGAAUUACAACGACAACAAUAUGUAAUCCAAGAAAGCGAUAAUAGUCUUUAUGGACGGGCGUUAAUUAAGAUCAAGUCUAUCCAAGUUGGACGAGAGGAGGAUGGUAAAGAAUUCGCCCUAUAUGUUAUUGAAGUGAAGAGGGACGCGGGCGAAAAGAUGCCAGCCGCCACUUGGAUUGUCACACGACGAUAUAGCGAAUUCCAUGAGCUUCACCAACAACUACGGCAUAGAUAUCCGUCAGUACGAAACCUUGACUUUCCGCGGCGGAGAAUGGUCAUGAAGCUCCAGAGUGACUUUCUUCGUAAGCGGCGCGACGCUUUGGAAUACUACUUAAGCCAAUUGCUUCUACUUCCAGAUGUGUGUCGAAGCAGGGACUUGCGAGCCUUCCUAUCGCAAAGUGUAAUCACCCAAGGAGAAGAUCUGAUGAAUCGUGAAGACAAGAAAGAUAUGAUCACUCGUCUAUACGAUUCCGUUGCAGAUGGCAUGGAAGAUAUCUUGGGGAAUAUACCCGUCCUAGACCAGCUUUCAUUAGCAGGUCAGAACCUUAUAGCGGCAGCAACAAGUCAGAUGAGUACAAUCCCACUAGGCGUCACGGAGGAUGCCAUAUCAACUGCUGAAGCUGAAGCCGAACUGAACGCAUUUGAGAACAAAGAACUAGAACCAUUCAUUAAACCAAUCUGCGAUAUCUUCCUCGAAGUUUUUGGUCUUAAUAGGGGAAAUAACUGGCUCCGGGGGCGAGCUGUCGUUGUUGUUUUGCAUCAAAUGCUGGGAGGCACAAUUGAACGAAAAGUGAGGGAUAACUUCAAGGUCUUAGUCCAGGAAGAUGCCAUUCUUAAGUAUAUCGACCUUUUGAAAAAUAGCAUGUGGCCUGGUGGACAACUCAACAGAAAUAAGCAACCAAGGACGUCUUCAGAAAAAGCACGGACUCGGAGAGAAGCAAGCUUGAUGCUGGCUACUCUUGUUCCAGAUUUAGCUGGAAAUGUGGUUGGACGACUGAAUGCUCAAGCGGCGAGUCGCAGGCUCUUUGCGACACUCAAUAACUCAAGACUAAACUCGCAUUUGGUUUUCACCAUUAUAGAUGAACUAGUUGACGUUCUGUUCAAUGAGACUUAACCCGCCCUAGUUUCGGGGCAUCGUCGUAUUUUUCUUCUACCCAGCACAGCAUAGCAUCGGCGUUCGGAUCGGUGGAUUUUAGGAUGUCGUCGAGGCAUCAAUGAAUGCUAUGAAUACCUUUUGAUGCUGCAUACAUACAUGCAAGGCGGUUGGCGGUGUACAGACCUCUUUUUUAUUUAUGUCUUUCCCGAGUAGAGACACUAAAAGUGAUACCGGCACACUGCAUCGAGCACCAUCGCGCGAGAUCAAAGUGAGGCGAUCACUUGUUACACCCAUGUCUGGGGUGGUAUGUACCUAUUUUAAAGCUGACGACGGCAACGCGAGGCGAGGAUGUACAUACACAGGUACCUAAGUCGGUACUCUGGCGCUUAUGUACUUACCUACCCGUUUAGGCAACUUAAUAUGCAAGCUAAAAGCUUCUUAGGUCAAGUGCUUUAAACUUGAACAUGGAAGCAAUCUUAAACAAACUAAAUUCAUGGAUAUAUUCUUUACACGUAUUAAAUACACAUUCGCACUUAUAACAAACAAUCAUUGACAAUUGGAACCUGUUAGGCAUCCAGCUACACACCAAAUUUUCUUCAAGCCUAAAAGAUGUGUAUCACACCUACACCGAGU
Hypoxylon trugodes is the source of this 4378-nucleotide messenger RNA. RefSeq names its product PXA domain-containing protein. The coding region runs from base 83 to 3763 and encodes 1226 amino acids. Gene Ontology annotation, molecular function: phosphatidylinositol binding. The record is from RefSeq and is a predicted model, not a curated record. Gene Ontology annotation, cellular component: intracellular membrane-bounded organelle. NCBI's taxonomy places the organism in Eukaryota, Fungi, Ascomycota, Sordariomycetes, Xylariales, Hypoxylaceae. The transcript is spliced from 2 exons.